Messenger RNA from Lasiodiplodia theobromae, 963 nucleotides. RefSeq lists its product as uncharacterized. The transcript has a single exon. The record is from RefSeq and is a predicted model, not a curated record. Bases 1 to 963 code for a protein of 320 amino acids. NCBI's taxonomy places the organism in Eukaryota, Fungi, Ascomycota, Dothideomycetes, Botryosphaeriales, Botryosphaeriaceae.
AUGUCCUCCUCCUACUUCAACUCCUUCCUCCCCACCUACACCUACACCCCCACCCUACCCACCUGCCUCACCCCCGAAGUCAUCACCUUCCUCACCCUCCUCCCCCUCCUCACCCACACCCUGCGCACCCUCCUCACCUCCACCACCACCCGCCUCAACCGCCCCUGGCCCCGCCUCUUCCUCACCUGGUCCACGCUCUCCGCCCUCAUCAUCGGCGAAACGACACGACCACCCCUAUCCACCUCCACAGCGUCGUGCACCACGCAGCGCACCGCCGUCCCCGCCUCCACCGCCCUCCUCGUGGCCGCGACGGUGCCGCUCUUCCUGCUGCUGCUGGACGAAGGCGUCGCGUGGACCGCGCGGCGGCAGCGGCGCUGCGCCGCGGUGCGGCAUCCGCUGGCGCGGUGGGGGGAGGGCGUGGUGACGGUGGCGGUGGGGUUCGAUGUCUUGUUCGUGGUGAUGGCGGCGGUGGUGGGGGUGUGGUUUCGGCCGGCGGUGGCGGCGGAAGAAGGGCAGCAGCAGCAGCAACAACGACAGGCGGUGGUGGUGGGGGGGCAUUAUCCGAGAGGGUGCUGCUACGAGGAGAGGAAGAGUUGUUGUUAUGCGCGGCGCGGCGGCGGCGAGUACGGCUGCUCGUACCUGGGGUGGCACGAGAGGCAGAUGGUGUUGGCGCUGAUGCAGGGCGAUUUGCAGAAGGCGGCGGGAUGCGUGAUCGCGGUUGUUAUGCUGGUGCUCGGAUGGCACCUGGCGCACAAGGUGUACGGCGUGGAGCCGGAUCCGCUUGACCUGCCUAUGCUCGGCGAGCGGGCGAGAAGGGAUGGCUUGCGGCGGCGGCGGCAAUACGGGGAGGUGGUGGAUGAGAGGCCGUGGGAUGAGUCUGUUAGGAUUGGUGUUGUUCAGUUCGCGCUCGAAUUCUGUUUCUUGGUGUGGUCGUUGGUUUGGGUGGAGGGAGCUGCCUCGUGA